UUUGGCUCAAGAGACCUAUGAGCCCGAGGGGUGGCCCGUGCACGCCGGCCCGUGCCGGCAGCGCGACUGCUCCAGGGCCGCUCCGCGCAGGCCCCGCGCUCGGGCACCCCUCGCCGCCCAGCGCACAUGGCGUGCUGGCGGGGCGCGGCGUGCGCCGAGGAGGCCCACGGGCCGCUCGGAGCGGCCGCGAGCGGCCUGGCCCCGCAGCCGGAGGGCCUCGCCGGCAAGGCCUUCGCGGGCGCGGGCGGCAGCCGCGCCCUGGACGCGUGCAGCACCCGCGCCGGGAGCCCCGAGGCGACGCCGGAGCCCGACGCGGAGGAGCCGGACGGGGCGGGCGUCGCGGAGCUCCAUAGGUACGAGGUCAUGCACGUCAUCGGCACCGGAGUCUACGGGACGGUCUUCGUGGCCCGGGACCGCGAGACGGACAGCAGGGUGGCGAUCAAGAGCCUGACGAUCGACGACGACCAGGGCGACGGCGUGCCCGCGCACGUCAUCCGUGAGGUGUCGUUGCUGCGCGAUUUCGUUCACCCCAACAUCGUGGAGUUGAAGGACCUGCAGGUCAAUGGUCCCACCGAGUACCAGCUGAUAUUCGAGUACGUUCCGGACGACCUGCAUCGGAUCCUGAAAGGUCACCGGAGGGAGGGUACCCAGCUACUCAUGGAGGAGGUCCUGCGGUAUUCACAAGAUCUUCUCAACGGAAUCCACGCAUGCCACGCGCGCAUGAUCAUUCAUCGCGACCUCAAACCACAGAACCUCCUCAUCCAUCCUGUGGACGGCCUUAAGAUCUGCGACGUCGGCCUGGCCCGUAUCUUCUCGCUCCCUGUCAAGAGCUACACCAAGGAGGUCAUCACCCUGUGGUACCGCGGCCCAGAGCUGCUGCUUGGGCAUCCCAGCUACGGCCCAGAAGUGGACAUUUGGUCUGCGGGGUGCAUCAUCGCUGAGACAGCCACUGGCUACCCGAUCUUCCCUGGGGACUCCGAGAUCGGCACAAUCUUGAAGAUCAUGCAGUUACUGGGCUCCCCCACGGAGGCCACCUGGCCGGGCUUCGAGACCAGCUUGCCGUUCUGGAGCUCCAGCUACCCGAGCUGGCCGCCCACGAACCUCCAGGCGAUCAGGGACAAGCGCCCAGAGCUCGGUGAUGCUGGGAUGGACCUGGUCCGCUCCCUGCUGGCCAUGCGGCCCGCGGCGCGGCCGACCUCUCGAAGGGCGAGGGCCCACGCCUUUGUCUCGCGGCCCGGCCCCGCCUAAGCAGGGCCGCCGACGGGCAGCGGCAGACCGGCCGGCGCCCCGCGCCUCGCGGGGCCCCGUGGGCCCCAGAUCACCGCCCGCUCUCCUGUUGUUUUGGGGAGCGAGCGCCCGGCUGAGCGCGGCGGGGCUUCGGCGGGUUCGCCAUCGGGCUCCAGAUGCGGUCGCAAUUGCGCCCGCCGCGUGCUGCGGCCACGCGGCCUUGGCGGCAGCGCCGUCUCGCUGGAGGCAGACAUGCAACACAGUUCACCUUCAGCAAAUCAGUUGAUCCAGCUUUCUGAGAUGCCAGCUGGUCCGAUGCUCUUUCAACCAGCCCCCUCCCCCUCACCUCUUCCUCCUUCUUCCCCCGCAACGCAUCACUCGCGCCCCCAGCCUCGGGUCAGUUUUGCUGUGAUGGUACAGUGGUAUUUCGGCUUGCGACUGCUGGCGACGUGUCACGGGCUUGAGAGGAGGAG
Molecule: messenger RNA, 1700 nt
Organism: Prorocentrum cordatum
Lineage: Eukaryota; Dinophyceae; Prorocentrales; Prorocentraceae
Source: the annotation of a GenBank genome assembly